AUGUUCACUGUGUCUGGCCUGAAGGGAGAGACGCUCGGCAAAGUCCCACUCAUAGCCAUUGGUCCUGCUAUUUGCAUGCCUGGUGUGGCUGCCAUUGUACUGGCCAACAAAACAAACGGCUGCACCAAGUUCCCCUUCCAGUGCCACCGCCCUAAAGUGAAGAGGAGACACGCGGAGAAGGAGGUGAACAGGGAGGAAAAGCCGGAUAGAGCUGCUGUGACUCAAAAUGGAAGUGACUUCAUAUCCAUGGCAACAACAGAGGGGCACAGAGGGACGGAGAAUAACGCGGAGCAGCAGGAUGAAAUUGUACAAUAUUUGGAUGUCCAUUGUCCAGCAAAUACUUUUUUGACUGCUGGUGGUGUCUUCAACUACAGAUUAUGUUCUGCUGUGGAAAACAAGACUUUAAGUGGGUUUAUGCCGAUGCCUCACUGGAGCAUUGGGGAGCACAGCAACAGAGACUGUCAGACCAGCGUGUAUGGACCUUGCUACUCUUACCUCAACACUGAUGAUCUCAGGCGGGGUUGUGAAACUGUGGUCUAA
Messenger RNA from Chanos chanos (milkfish), 540 nucleotides. RefSeq names its product transmembrane protein 215-like. NCBI's taxonomy places the organism in Eukaryota, Metazoa, Chordata, Actinopteri, Gonorynchiformes, Chanidae. The transcript has a single exon. Bases 1 to 540 code for a protein of 179 amino acids. The record is from RefSeq and is a predicted model, not a curated record.